CUCGACUGCCCUCUCAGUGGAUUUUUGCUGUGCCUCGCUGUGACGAAGCAAAAGGGGAAUAUGAAUAGGAUCGUCGUCUUCAUCAUCGCCAUCUAUCGAAGGUUGGUCAGGACUUGCCUUCCAGUCUUCUUUGUCAUCACGUGCGUAUUCGUGCUUCCACGUUUCGUGGACGGACCGGAUGCCAAAACGUUCUUCCAGAAGUUCAACGAAGAAAUUGGGGACAACUGGUGGCAUCUGAUCAUUCAGAUAAGAAAUUUCUUUGGAAUGACCGAAAGGAGCGUCAUGAUCCACCUAUGGUACAUAUCUGCAGAUUUCCAGCUUUUCGUCGUCUCUCUUGUGGUUCUACUGCUGUUUAAAAGGUGA
This is a messenger RNA of Rhipicephalus sanguineus (brown dog tick), 363 nucleotides long. RefSeq lists its product as uncharacterized. The record is from RefSeq and is a predicted model, not a curated record. NCBI's taxonomy places the organism in Eukaryota, Metazoa, Arthropoda, Arachnida, Ixodida, Ixodidae. The transcript has 3 exons. Bases 61 to 363 code for a protein of 100 amino acids.